AUGGGAACUAAGCCAUGGGAAUCCAAUUCAACAACAUUUUCUUCGCAAAUUACGGAAAUAUCCCAUCAAAAGUUUAAAACUAUUGGCAAAAAUGGUAAACCAGUUGCUUUUCAAAACGAUUUAGAGUGGACUGUACUUGCAGGCAUAGUUGCGUAUUAUGGCGAGUAUCACCUUGAUUGUAUCUCACUUGGGAUGUUUAAUAGUAGCGGGCUAAAAUGUCUACCACAAAGUAAACUUUGCAAGACUGGUAGUUUAAUUCAUGAUAGUCAUGCUGAAAUAUUGGCUCGAAGAGGAUUUUUAAAGUUUCUCAUAAAUGAAAUGAAAUUUUUAUUAUUAAAUUCAGAAUCAACGUAUCUUUGUUUGAAUGAUACAAAUUAUUCUCCAUUUAAACUAAGAGAACACGUUACUUUUCAUAUGUACAUAAGUCAGGCACCCUGUGGAGAUGCAUCAGUAACAAGUACAGCUUUAAGUCAGUCACCAAGGGAAGCGGAACUAUAUAGUAACUCAUAUAGUAGUAAAAUUGGUUCUCAAAAUUGCUAUACUGUAAUGGAAGAUCAGAUCUCUGCUGAUUUUAAUAACAAAGUUAAAGUGUUUAAAAUGAAAGAUGGAUUUCGGCGAGGCAGAAUUGAUUAUGAAUCUUUUGGUGUCUUGAGAACAAAACCAGGAAGGGUUGAUUCUGAACCAACUUUAUCGAUGUCUUGCAGUGAUAAAAUUGCUCAAUGGAAUGUAGUAGGAUUACAAUCAGCCCUGUUAUCAGAACUAAUAUCACCUAUUUAUUUAUCAUCUAUUACUGUAGGUGAUAUGUUUUAUUUAAAAGAUUUGAAUAGAGCAUUAUAUGAAAGAAUAGAGGGUCUAAAAAACCUUCCUCAUGAGUAUUCAUUACAUCGACCUAUUAUAAUUCCUUCCUUAAUAAAAUUUGAAAGGUCAAGAAGUUAUCUAUCAGAAUGUUUUCAAAAUAAAGAUUUGAUUUCAUCAAAUAUAGCGACAAUCUGGACAAAAGAUUCUGAGUCAACAGAAGUACUUGUGUCUGGAAGAAAGCAAGGAGCUAUUAAAUCCAAAAAAUCUGGCCUUAAUUUAUCUAAAGCUAG
Cetraspora pellucida is the source of this 1088-nucleotide messenger RNA. Lineage: Eukaryota; Fungi; Glomeromycota; Glomeromycetes; Diversisporales; Gigasporaceae. The record is from the annotation of a GenBank genome assembly.